CGUGGACAUCGCGGCGUUCUCGAGCUUCUGACGUUUGCUUGUUUUUAUCCUUCGUCGAAAAUACAGCGUGUACACGAACAUGGCUCUGGUCUACACAAGACUUCUCUGCCGGCGCAAUGUCGAUCUUCGAUAUUUCCGAGGUCUGUACACGUGCAGUCCUCUCGGCGUCGCGGUCUCGAAUCCCUCGCGCGAGCAACAAGUUUGCGAGUCUCACGAUGAGAAGAACAUGCGUCUGAAGAGACCGCUGUCACCACAUUUAUCUAUUUAUCAAGUUCAAUUAACGACGUUGUUGUCGGUAACGCAUCGUGCCACGGGCAUAGCACUGGCCAGUUACUCGAUGUUUCUUGGUUUAGGCACUUUGUUUAUACCAGGCGGAAUACCGUGCUUCAUAGAAAUGGUGGACAACUUGUGUUUACCUCUGCCUGUGCUGUUUGUUGGCAAGACUUUGCUCGCGCUACCUCUAACUUACCACACAUUCAAUGGUCUUCGUCAUAUGGCUUGGGAUUUUGGAAUGUUUCUGUCAAUUAAGGAAGUCUAUAGCACUGGAUAUGUGGUAUCUGCUCUGGGAGUCAUUUCUGCCCUUAUACUUGCUUCACUGUAAGCAUAUGUUAUAAACCAAAUCAGGAAAUUUUUCUAAAAUUAGCUGUACUGCCGGAUCACAUUCUGAUCAAAUAAGUUCAGGUUAGUUUCAAGAGUAUUAUUGUAUAUGAGUGAGAUAUAUAAUUACAAGAAUAAAAUUUACUUGAUUAA
Molecule: messenger RNA, 750 nt
Organism: Pseudomyrmex gracilis
Lineage: Eukaryota; Metazoa; Arthropoda; Insecta; Hymenoptera; Formicidae
Product: succinate dehydrogenase cytochrome b560 subunit, mitochondrial-like
Exons: 5
Coding region: 80-601 (173 amino acids)
Biological process (GO): tricarboxylic acid cycle; mitochondrial electron transport, succinate to ubiquinone
Cellular component (GO): membrane
Molecular function (GO): electron transfer activity; succinate dehydrogenase activity
Source: RefSeq, a predicted model, not a curated record